Messenger RNA from Neltuma alba, 1143 nucleotides. Its product is annotated as protein NRT1/ PTR FAMILY 1.1-like. The record is from RefSeq and is a predicted model, not a curated record. Gene Ontology annotation, molecular function: transmembrane transporter activity. Lineage: Eukaryota; Viridiplantae; Streptophyta; Magnoliopsida; Fabales; Fabaceae. Gene Ontology annotation, cellular component: membrane. Gene Ontology annotation, biological process: oligopeptide transport; transmembrane transport. The coding region runs from base 1 to 1143 and encodes 380 amino acids. The transcript has 5 exons.
AUGCCUUCAAAGGGCAUUUAUACCUUAGUCCUUAUUGAGUAUAGAAAACAUUACCCAGUGUUCACGCUUCCCUAUCACAAACAAAGCUCUGAUAAACUUCUGAACUACAUACAUAUUACAGAAGAAAUGAAGACACACACGGAGACUUCAAUGGAGAAGGAUCAAAAGAAAGCCAACAACCUCAAACAGAUUAGCAACAAAAAGGGUGGCCUCAUAACCAUGCCCUUUAUCAUAGCAAAUGAGACUUUUGAGAAAGUAGCAAAUAUAGGUCUGCAAGUAAACACGGUCGUUUACCUCAUGUCAGAAUAUCAUUAUGAACCCGCAAAUGCAGCCAUCAUAAUGAACAUGUGGAGUGCAGUCUCUUUUUUCAUGACCAUCUUUGGUGCUUUCCUCUCUGAUUCUUACCUCGGACGAUUUCAUGUUAUUGCAUGCUCCACCAUCUUUGAGCUACUUGGACAAAUUUUGCUAUGGCUCACUGCUAUUAUUCAACAUGCAAGGCCACCACGCUGCAAUUUGUACGUAGGAACUUGUGAAACUCCAAGUGUUGGACAACUAUUGUUUCUUGUUUCCACAUUUCUUCUCAUGGCCAUUGGAGCAGGUGGCAUCAGGCCUUGUUCUUUAGCCUUUGCUGCAGAUCAAAUUGACAACCCACAAAAGCCAAGAAAUAAGAGGAUAAUGAAGAGCUUCUUCAAUUGGUACUAUGUUUCAGUUGUAGUUUCAAUUGCCCUUUCAGUAACAAUCAUAGUUUACAUUCAAAUCAAAACUGGGUGGAUUGAGGGCUUUGGGAUUACUGUGGGUCUCAUGUUAUUCUCCACUGUCUUGGGACACCUAACUCUCCCUCCCAAGGGUUCUGGAAAUUGGUAUUUCAAGGAUGGUGCUAAACUUGUUGAACCUACGGACAAGCUGAGGUUCUUGAACAAGCCGUGCAUGAUCAGGAACAAAGCCAGCGACUUGGCCUCUAAUGGUAUGCCAGCGGACCCUUGGAGUUUAUGUACAGUGAGGCAAGUAGAAGAGCUAAAAGCACUGAUCAAAGUGUUGCCUAUUUGGUCCACCGAGCUUCUUGGCUUCAACUGGUCUGAACCAACUCACAUUUUUUGUGGUUCAAGCUGGCACAAUGGACAGACAUCUUAUCUUCAACUUUGA